UAAAUAGUCAUUUCCAAAGUUUUGGAACGUUGAAACUCUAAAAGUGUUAAAAAAUAUUUCAGAAAACGUGUAUUUCUUUAUUCUAAAAAGUGAUAAUUUCUCCCGUCUGACGUAGACAUAUCGGAAAGACGAUUAACAAACUAUGCAAAGUGUUUAUAAAAUGUAAACAUUAAUCGCUAACCAGUAAAAAAACAUUUACUUGUACAUAUUUUAAGAACGUUCUUUUAACGACUCGCAGCAUUAUGUAUCAUGUAUUAGUGUUAUGCCUUUUUAUUAAAUGCAUUACUUGUAAUCCCCAAGUUGGACCAGAUCCAUGGGAUGACCUUAAUGUAAAUAAGAAUAUUUUAGAGGAUGACGACUUACCACCAGAUUUAAAAAUACCUAAACAAAUAGCAAAAUUUAAACCUGAACCUAACCAAUGCAUGAGUGAUUGGUUUUAUAAGCGAUUACUAGCAAUAAUUUUAAAAGGUGGACAGAGAAAGGAAAAUGAAGAUGAUACAAUAGAUAUAUCUCUACAAAUGAAAUUCAGUCUAGAGCAAUUUAAUAGCCUUGAUGAAUACAUUUUAUCGAACAAUGCUCUUUCUGAAAAUAUGUUAAGGAGAUCCAUAGGACAUAUAGAAGGAUCCAUAUAUAAACCAACAAUUACUGAAAGAAUAGCCAUGGCUUGGAGUGAAUAUGUCUAUACAUAUAUUAUAGAAUAUAAAGACUACAUAACAUGGAGCCUAACAAUAGCUGCAAUGGUUGCUGCUACAUGUUGGUUAUGGCAUUAUGUGUCAUACAAGCACAUGUUAAUAUUUUUGGGAGUAGCACUAUAUUUAUAUGAAGUCUUUGUUUCAUAUAAAGAAGCUGAAAAGGUAGAAGUCAACCGAUUUAUAUCAGGCCUUAACUCAUGUAAGUGGCAGUUUUGGACGUCGGAAUGUGUAGUGUCUCCACCAGACCCAAUAGUUAUGUUAAAACAUAUGAACCCUUUGAAGAUAGCUGCAAGGAUGUUCACAACUAUUAUAUCAGAGCCUAUGAUCACAAUCAGUGCUACUGUUAAUACUAUAGUUUUAAGUAUCACAGAUGAUCUAAUGUAUCCAUUGAACAAGAUUGCACAAGUAAUAUUAGUAUUAAUAUUCAAUGCUAUGCUCAUAAUGUUACUUGUUGGCAUUGUAUUCAACUUCAUACUAAAUAUUCCGUUUCAAUUAAAUUUAUUUUACAUACUAAGUAUUGCCUUAAAACAGCGAAACGGAAAUGAACCUCCAAGGCAGACGGAACAGGUUCAGGCAGGGGAUCGAAUCACAAAUGAAACCUUAAAUAGAUUUUUAGAUUUGUGCUCCAAAGCGUUGACUGUUAGUCAAAAUAAUCAAAAUUUGCCCAUUACUAAUUCUAGUCAAAGUCAACCCGUUCAGGGUAUGAAAAGAUCAGCCAGCACUGGAAGGCUUCCUAGCAUUAAGUCUAGCUUUAAUCAGGAUUCAAUCAAAAGAAAGCAUGGUGGGAGUGGGGACGCAUCAUAAAAUUAGCAUUAUUUAGAAACGCCAUUAUUCAAACAGUUUUGGUGUAGGCCUGAGUAUUGUCAAGAAAAAUUUUGGUUAGAUUUAAAUCAAAGAUCACUUGGAUUUUCUUGAUAUUUCGAGUUUUCCGUAUUUUAGAAUAAAACCUCUACAAACUAAAUAACAUAAAUGCAAUGUAUAAAAUGGUUACCGAUACGGAGAAAGGGGAUAAAUUAAUUUUAGAACCGACUAAUUGACCGGUAUGAAUGCCGAAUGGGUAAUUAAUUAAUUGCAUAUUUGAGUUCGAUGACUAUUUAGACUUCUAAGCUAUGUCGAUAUUAUUUAUUUUUAAGUAUUUUCUAACUUAAACAGUUUAAAACUUCAUCAAAAUCCGUUCAGUAGUUAUUGAUGUAUAUAUAUCACCGUAAAAUUGUAAAAACCGUUAGAUUGUAAUCUAUCUCGCGAGAUUGUAAACUGUCGAAAUAUUAUGAACCUCAA
Messenger RNA from Pieris napi, 1970 nucleotides. RefSeq lists its product as uncharacterized. The coding region runs from base 243 to 1496 and encodes 417 amino acids. The transcript is spliced from 5 exons. NCBI's taxonomy places the organism in Eukaryota, Metazoa, Arthropoda, Insecta, Lepidoptera, Pieridae. The record is from RefSeq and is a predicted model, not a curated record.